ACAUUAAAAUGAAACCAUAAAUAUAUAAAAUACAUUACAAUAACAUACAAGUUAUAACUAAAGAUGGGGAGGAAAAGAAUAUACUGGGGGGGUGAUUAGGUGGGAACUGAUGUUAAUCGAUCAACCACCUCCAGUGUGAAAUUUCCCCAUGGGGCUCCCUGGUCUUCAAGGCCAGGAUGGGAGCUGAUCUCACCUCGGGGGGACAAGUGCCAGGGCCACGGCAGAGAAGAUUCUUCUAGACCAUGCCAACCAAAAUUCCUUGACUGAUGGGGUCCACAGCAUGGCCCUUUUGCAGGCACAGGUGGGGUGGGCCAGACCCAUUGGGGUGAGACAGUUCCUCAUGCCAGGCAGGCUUUAAAGAUGGUGACCAACACCUUGAAUUGCACCUGGAAGUAAAUCAGCAGCCAGUGCAGCUCUUGCAACUGUGGUGUAACAUGGGCCGCUUGAGGGCCCCAAAAGACUGCCUGUGCCAUUGCACUCUGCAGCAAUUGUAGCUUCUGAAUGCUCCUGAAGGGUAGCCCCACAUAGAUCACAUUGCAGUAGUCCAGGCGUGGGAUGACCAGGGCUUGAAUGAGGGACUCCUGAUUCAGGAGAGGCUACAACUGGCUCACAAGCCACAGAAGACUCCACUAGCCAAAACUGUCACCUGCUCUUUGAGUUGUGGAACCCCCAAGUCGUGGACCAUGUCUGUCUGAGGUAGUGCAACCCCAUGCAAGAACUACAAAUGUUGAACUUCCGGACCUUGACGCUGCCUCCACCCAAAGCCGCGCGGGCCCGGUGCAAUUAAGGCGAAGUCGCUAGGAUGGACGCACGGCUGGCCCUCUUCUGUCAAGAUUCCCACUUCCCCUCCAGCCCUUGGCCGAGGAAACUGCACUUCCCGGCAGCCCCGCAGAAGCCGGGCGGGCGGGGGAUGGAGGCGAGCGGGGGGGCGGCUCCUCCAUCCCGGCUUGGCUGCCGGUGGCUCUGGGCGCGUGUCCGCGCGUGUCCCCGUGCGCGCGGGCGGAGGGCGGGGGGUGGGCCGGCAGGAGCAGCAGCCGCCGCGGCAGGCGAGGCGAGGCAGGGCCCCCUGACCCGCACAGCCAUGGAGAUGCAGUCUUACUACGCCAAACUCCUGAGUGAGCUGAACGAGCAGCGGAAGAGGGACUUCUUUUGUGACUGCAGCAUCAUAGUGGAAGGGAGGAUUUUCAAGGCCCACAAGAACAUUCUCUUUGCCAACAGCGGCUACUUCCGAGCUCUAUUGAUCCACUACAUUCAGGACAGUGGCCGGCACAGCACAGCUUCCCUGGACAUUGUGACCUCAGAGGCCUUCUCCAUUAUCCUGGACUUCCUUUAUUCAGGUAAGCUGGACCUUUGUGGGGAAAAUGUGAUUGAGGUCAUGUCCGCCGCCAGCUACUUGCAGAUGACUGACGUGGUCAACUUCUGCAAGACGUACAUCCGGUCGUCGUUGGACAUCUGCAGGAAGAUCGAGCGAGAAGCUGCCUUCUACCAGGCGGACAGCAGGAGCUCCACUAGCUCUGCCCGCCAAGGCCCAUCCUGCGGUGCCAAGGCCCAGUGCUCAGCCUCCGCUUCCUCUCUGCAGGACAAGGAAGGUGUCCCGGACUGCCCACAAGGGCCUCCUCCCUGUGGGAACUGCAGCAGCUGCCAUCCUCACCUGGACCUCCUGGCCAGGGACCCUGCUGGCCGCGAGUCUCCGGACGGCACCGGUUCCUUGGCACCCAAGGCGAUUGAGCCAAAGGUCGAGUUUGAUGUGGACGAGGUGGAAGUCGGGGAGCGGCUGCUGCAGUACCCCACUCCCUUGACCAUCGAGCAGAUGGAAGAGGGGCUUCACAGGGGGCAGGCCAUGGACCUGGCCUGCAGCAGCUACCACAUGAAGCAGGUUCUCGAAGCCUUGCUGCGCAACAGCGCCUCCCAAAGGAAAGACGAGGUGGUCCACCCUUUUGUGCGUGGCUUUGAGGGCCGGUCAGAAGAUGCCAGCCUGCCCAUGAGCUCCAUGAUGGACAUUCACAGUGACUGGUAUGGAGAGGACACAGGUGAUGUUCUCGUGGUGCCCAUCAAACUGCACAAGUGCCCGUUUUGCCCCUACACAGCAAAGCAGAAGGGCAUCCUCAAGCGCCACAUCCGCUCCCACACCGGCGAGAGGCCCUACCCAUGCGAAGUCUGCGGCAAGCGCUUCACGCGCCAGGAGCACCUCCGGAGCCAUGCCUUGAGUGUCCAUCGGUCCAGCAAGCCCAUCGUCUGCAAAGGCUGCCGGCGAACGUUCACCAGCAGCCUGACUCAAGGCUUGCGUCGCUUUGGCCUCUGCGACAGCUGCACGUGCGUCACCACCACCCAAGAGGAUUCCCUGCCCAUCCACCUCCGCCUCAUGGAGCCUUCCUCCGGAGGGCCAGGGAAGAGCGACCCGGACAACGAGUGGCCCAUCUACGUCGAAUCCGGGGACGAAAAGGAUCCACCCGAGGAUGAGGAGGUCGACCCUGACCAUGAGCAGGGCCUCUAUCAAGAAGCACUGAUGUAGCAGUACCGGGGGGGGGACAAAGGGGGGCUGGGGUGCAGCUGGGAAUCCCUUUUCCUUAUUAUGAAUGGGUGGUCUUGCUGAGGGACUCACACGGUUACCUAAAAUUGCAUGAGGUUAGGGUUUUUUUUAUAUAUAAAUAGAAGUAAUUCUCUUCGGGUGACCACAGAUGGACUCCCAUCAUUCUGAAAAGUCUUUUUCAAUGGUCGUUGCUGUGGACAAUUUAUUUCAAAGGGGCCCCAGGUUCAAGAGUGGGAGCAACAGGGCUCCCAGCUGCAGCUUUGGAAGGUGGGGUGCCUUUUGCAACUGUGCGUCUCUGCUCACCUGGUGCGGCCUCUCUCUUUCCUCCCUGCUGCUGCUUUUACCUUGAGGUACCCUUUGGAUCCAGAAAAGAUUUGGGGGGACAAGUUUCCCUCCCUCAUUAUUCUGAUCUUUAAUCCUAACUUAGAAAUGCAAAACACCAACUUAAAUGGGCGCUUCUGCUCUGUCUCAAGUCAGGUGCAGAUAAAAAGUUUACAAAUUUCUGGCAUAACAACCUUGGGAAUUGCAGCGCACCAGGCACUGACGCGCUUGGUGCUUGAACCAAAAGGGGCCCUUCUGUCUUGUGCUGUGUGUCCCUGGCAGGGCUUCACGGCGGGACUUGCUGAUGGUGGGGCAGAAAGUCUGAAGUUCGUUUCUCAGCAUCUCCAGCUGAAACACCAAGAUCUUUUGCUGCCUGACUGUUGCCUUCAUUUACUGGGCCCAAAGCCGACGGGUGCUGUGGCUGGUCCCACGCCCGCAGUGCAAGCUCCCACGGAUGAGAUCCUGCUUGUUGACCAGGGCCUUUAAAACAACCAGCUGAAAUGAUGAGUCCUCGUGGUUCAUACUCUAAGGAAGAGAGGAAGAAAUAGGAGAGGGAAGCUGAUCGUACUCUGGAGCCCCAGGUGGGGACUGGCGGCCUCAGGUGCCGUUGAGUAGAGCUCCAGCAUCUUCACUGGUGGCUGAGCUGGGACCUCUGGUGCUCCCCAGCAAAGGGCCUGGAACGAGCUUGUCAGGCCAAAGUUAAUAGAACUUUCCCCUUGUGCGUUGCAAAGGUAAUGAAGGUUUUUGGGGAAUGUCCCCAUUCUGGACUUGGUGGGUGGGGGAAAUUGGCCCCUUGCGGGAUCUCCCUUCUGGUGGUGUUUGUAUUGUGAACACCGAGUCAGCAAUGAGCCAUAAUUCUUCAGUUUUCUGGCCCACUUCAGUCCAGGAUGCCUCUUGUUGCACAGAUACACGGUAAUAUGGGUGGAUUGUAAUGGUCUCUGUAUUUGUAUCGUUUUACAAGUUUGUCUUGAGUAUGUUCCAUGUUUUAAAAAAAUAGUUUCAACUUUGCUUUAUUCCUGUUGAUGGUGUACACUAGGGAUUUGGUUUCCUACAGAAUUGAGAUUACUCAAUUUAUGUCCUCUGGUUGAAUUUCUAGAGGCUAUUUAAACAAGCUAGGGAACUAUCAAAGCACAUUGGACGUAACAGAACAAAGCUACCAAACGAAGUCAAUGAAAAUCAAAGUCUAAAAUUGUAUGCGGUGGUUUGUAGCUCCCUUAUUCAAAAUAAAUUCACCUUCUCCAUCCUGCUGUCAACCUUACCAGGUAAACCAGACAGGAAACACAA
Crotalus tigris (Tiger rattlesnake) is the source of this 4135-nucleotide messenger RNA. It is a transcript of the gene ZBTB8B, whose product is annotated as zinc finger and BTB domain containing 8B. The transcript has 4 exons. The record is from RefSeq and is a predicted model, not a curated record. NCBI's taxonomy places the organism in Eukaryota, Metazoa, Chordata, Lepidosauria, Squamata, Viperidae. Gene Ontology annotation, biological process: regulation of transcription by RNA polymerase II. The coding region runs from base 803 to 2512 and encodes 569 amino acids. Gene Ontology annotation, molecular function: RNA polymerase II cis-regulatory region sequence-specific DNA binding; DNA-binding transcription factor activity, RNA polymerase II-specific; protein binding.